Molecule: messenger RNA, 4629 nt
Organism: Ipomoea nil (Japanese morning glory)
Lineage: Eukaryota; Viridiplantae; Streptophyta; Magnoliopsida; Solanales; Convolvulaceae
Exons: 10
Coding region: 1-4629 (1542 amino acids)
Biological process (GO): DNA repair; telomere maintenance
Molecular function (GO): DNA helicase activity
Source: RefSeq, a predicted model, not a curated record
AUGAGGAAAAUCACUAAAUCAACAAUUUUAGGCAUCAAAAGGAAACCAAGUGAUGAAAAUAAAGAAAAUGAAUUGGGCAACUCAUUAUCAAGGAAUAAUUCUGAUCAAGGAAAACAACAGUCUCCGACAAGAAAUCCUGCCCGCAUUCCUCUUGGAGGGGGUUUGUCUCAAAACAUCACACCCUUGAGUAACGUGACUAACGCAAAUCAUUUCGGUGGCUCAUCUUGUACGAAUAAUACUGCUCAAGAUCAAGACCAACGUACGACAGCUAAUCCUUACACAAAUCCCCAGCGAGGAUGUUUCUCUGAAUAUAUCACACCAUUGAGUAACAUCACUACCGUACGGCAAUCCAAUACACAAAUAGGAGAUGAAUUUGCAAUUCGUAAACCAUUAGAUAAAUAUGCAAUUGUCGAAGACCAGGUAACAACCAGAGACUUGCUACCUGCCUUUGAAGAUGAAAGUAACAAUGCGGUGAGCGAUGUCUCAAAUCAGAACAUAGCUGAUGCAAAUUUAUCGGGUGACGCUGUACGGCAGACCUCGGGAAUUGGGACAUCCUCUGGUCCACAAAAUGGUCAAUACUGCGAUUUUGGCGAUGCAACAAAUCAGUGCGUACAUUGUGGGGCUAUGUUUUGGUUUGAAGAAAGGAAGAAGAAUUUGUCAACAAAAGCAUCGCCACUGUUUAUGUUGUGUUGCAACAAUGGGAAGAUCAAAUUGCCGGAUAAUAAGUUGCCACCAAAAGGUAUAUUUGAUCUCUUUUUCGGCAAUGACGAAUUAUCAAAAGAAUUUUUACACAACAUUAGGACCUACAACAACAUGUUCUGUUUCACAUCCAUGGGUGGAAAAAUUGACAAGAACGUGAACAAGGGUGGAGCACCUCCAAUUUUUCGAUUAAGUGGUCAAAACUACCACCUAAUGGGCACUUUACUUCCAGAACAAGGCAAAGAACCUCAUUUUGCCCAGUUAUACAUAUACGACACGGCAAAUGAAAGGAACAACCGUAUAAAUGCUGUGAGGGGUAUUGGUGACCAAGAUGACAUUCAUGUAGAAAUAGUGAAUGUCAUUCAGAAAGACCUGGAUGAAAAUAAUGUCUUGGUUAAGUCUUUUCGCAUGGCUAUGUCUGAGUUGGAUAUUAAUCCAUGUGCCGAAGUAAAAAUAAAGUUGUUGGGAAAACGAACUAGAGAUGCUAGGACAUAUAAUGUGCCUCAAGUGUCUGAAGUAGCAGCUUUAAUCGUUGGCGAUCUGGAUACCAGUAUUGAAGAGCGUGAUAUUAUUGUUCAAUCGAAGGGUGGCCAACUACAGAGGAUUACUGAAUUAAAUCCUUCAUACUUACCACUGCAAUACCCUAUUCUGUUUCCAUAUGGCGAAGAUGGUUAUCGGGAGGACAUUGCAUUCGCCGACGUAGUCGGCAGGCGCUCUUCUGGUGGUAGACAAAGGAUUAGCCCCAGGGAGUUUUUUUACUACCGCAUACAAUCUAGACAGUCAGCUCCAAGUACCAUAUUAUUUGCAAAGCGGUUGUUCCAACAAUUCGUUGUAGAUGGCUACACAAUGGUUGAGUCUGGAAGGCUAAUUUAUAUAAGGACACACCAAAAAAGCCUAAGGUGUGAGAGUUACAGUGGAUUAACUGAUGCUUUGACGAGGGGUGAUUUAAGCCCUGCAGCCCAAGGUCGUAGAAUAAUACUACCUUCGAGUUUUACUGGUGGUGCUAGAUAUAUGAUACAAAACUACCAAGAUGCAAUGGCAAUAUGUAGAUGGAUUGGAUACCCAGAUUUAUUUAUAACCUUUACAUGCAAUCCGAAGUGGCCUGAGGUGCAACGCUUUUUAAAAGAUCAAAGGUUGAAGCCAGAAGACCGGCCGGACAUAAUUUGCCGCUUAUUUAAGAUUAAGUUGGAUGCUUUGAUAGCUGAUUGUCGAAAGAAUCAACUAUUUGGCCCUGUUGCCGGAGAGAUUCCCGAUGAAAAGAAAGAGGCUGAGUAUUACCAAGCGGUAGAGGAAUUUAUGAUGCAUGGUCCAUGUGGAAAAGCCAGGACAAAUUCUCCUUGCAUGGUAAAUGCACGAUGCUCUAAACAUUUUCCUAAGAGAUUUGUUGAUAGUUCUACGUUUGAUGACGAUGGUUACCCGGUAUAUAGAAGGAGAGACAAUGGCAGUGUAGUUACAAAGAACGGGAUCGCCUUGGACAACAGGUAUGUGGUACCGCACAAUAGAUAUUUAUUGCUCAAGUACAAGGCUCAUAUAAAUGUCGAGUGGUGCAACCAAUCAAGGUCAAUAAAGUACCUGUUCAAGUAUGUUAACAAGGGUCAUGAUCGAGUAACAGCCGAAUUUUACAAAACAGGCAAUGAUGACGAGAAUGGCAAAGCAGUAGAUGAGAUAAAUAUGUACUAUGACUGUAGGUACAUAUCCCCGUGUGAAGCUGUCUGGCGUCUAUUUGGUUUUGAUAUACAACUUCGUGCGCCUUCGGUAGAGAGGUUAAGCUUUCACCUUCCUAAUCAACAGAGUGUGAUAUUUGCAGAUGAUGAUGCAGUUGAGAACAUUGUGAAUAGACCUACGAUAGCACAGAGCAUGUUCUUAGAAUGGUUCGAAGCUAAUAAAACAUACCCCAAUGCCAGAGAGCUUACUUAUGUUGAGAUGCCAACAAGAUUCGUUUGGAAGAAAGACCUUAGAAAAUGGCAGCCACGAAAGAAAGGGUUCUCCAUAGGACGUAUAUUCUAUGUCCCUCCAGCUACGGGUGAAAUCUUCUAUUUGAGGUGUUUGUUGAACAAAGUACGCGGCCCUAAAAGUUACGAAGAUAUUAGGACUGUAAAUGGAGUCCAAUAUGACUCAUUUCGAGAUGCGUGUUAUGCAAGGGGUUUAGUUGAUGAUGACAACGAAUAUGUUGAUGCAAUAGAUGAAGCCAGUAGUUGGGCGUCAGCUGAUCAAUUGAGGAGAUUGUUCGUGACAUUACUAAUGAGCAGUUGCAUGGGGAAACUGGAAAUAGUUUGGCAUGCCGUUUGGCAACAUCUAUCAGACGAUGCCCAAUACAAAAUCCGUUCACAACUGCAGAACAGAGAUUUUGUGUUGACCGAUUCCCACAAAAUGAACUUUGCUUUAGUUCAGAUUGAGAACCUAUUAUCUAAUCAUGGUAAGAGUUUGAAGGACUAUCCUGAGAUGCCAACGGCCAAUUUUGGUGCGUUCCAUAUUAUUGCAAAUAGGUUGAUUCAAGAAGAAUUAGCAUACGAUCGUGGGGAACAGGAGAAAGAGAACCAAGAAUUGGUAAGGCAGUUAACAGACGAACAAAAGGCAAUAUACAAUGAAGUUUUAACUGACGUGGAUCGCCAGGAAGGUGGGUUAUUCUUCGUUUCGGGUUAUGGAGGGACAGGUAAGACUUUCUUGUGGCGAGCACUUUCUUCCGCAUUAAGGUCUAAGAGUCAAAUAGUUUUAAAUGUUGCUUCUAGCGGCAUAGCUUCGCUGUUAUUACCUGGUGGCCGUACGGCACAUUCCCGGUUUGCUAUACCGAUAUCUGUUAAUGAAGAUUCCACAUGCAACAUACGGAACGGCAGUGAACUGGCGGAACUUCUUGUGCAAACAAAGAUGAUAAUAUGGGACGAAGCCCCAAUGAUGCAUAAAUUCUGCUUUGAAGCAUUGGAUCGAACUUUGCGGGAUUUGAUGCAGUUAGUAAAUCCAAGGAGUUCUGAUAUGACAUUCGGUGGUAAAACAGUUGUUCUGGGUGGCGAUUUCAGGCAAAUUCUACCAGUCAUUCCAAAGGGUACUAGACCGGAUAUAGUUCGAGCGAGCAUUAGCUCAUCCUAUCUAUGGCAAUCCUGUAAAGUCCUGAGGCUAACUAAGAAUCUACGCUUGAAAACUGUUGAAUCUAUAUCCGAGUGCAAGGAGAUCGAGGAAUUUGCAAAAUGGAUAGCUAAUAUAGGUGACGGAAUUAUUGGGUGUCAACUUGAGGGGGAAUCAGAGAUUACUAUUCCAGAAGAUUUGUUGUUAAAGUGUGAAGAUGACCCUAUUGCUACAAUCGUUGAUAGCACUUUCCCCAAUUUCCGAAUGGGAAUUGCCGAUUUGUCAUAUCUUAAUCAUAGUGCAAUUUUAGCUCCAACAUUGGAUGUGGUAGAUGCCGUUAACCAAUACAUGAAUGACCAUAAUCCUUCUGAGGGUAAGACAUACCUGAGUUGUGAUUCUGUGUGUAAGUCAGAUGCCAAUGUGGACAUGUUAGCAGAUUUGCACACUCCGGAAUUCCUGAAUGCCUUGAGAUGUUCUGGAGUACCAAAUCAUGCUUUGACAUUGAAAGUUGGAUCACCUGUUAUGCUGUUGAGAAAUAUUGAUCACACAUUAGGAUUAUGCAACGGUACAAGGUUGAUUGUUACAAGGUUGGGUGACCAUGUGUUGGAAGGCCAAAUCAUGUGCGGUACAAAUGCAGGAACUAGAGUAUUGAUUCCUAGAAUGUCUCUUACACCGUCAGAUACCAAAUUGCCUUUCAAAUUUCAACGAAAGCAAUUUCCCUUGAUGCUAUCCUAUGCUAUGACAAUCAACAAAAGUCAAGGACAAACGCUUGCUAAAGUUGGGUUGUUGUUGAAAAAACCGGUCUUUAACCAUGGACAACUAUACGUAGCUGUUUCAAGAGUUAGUAACCCCAGGGGUAGAGUCCCUUAA